Messenger RNA from Sesamum indicum (sesame), 3796 nucleotides. RefSeq names its product topless-related protein 3. NCBI's taxonomy places the organism in Eukaryota, Viridiplantae, Streptophyta, Magnoliopsida, Lamiales, Pedaliaceae. Gene Ontology annotation, biological process: regulation of DNA-templated transcription. Gene Ontology annotation, molecular function: protein binding. The record is from RefSeq and is a predicted model, not a curated record.
UAGCAAGUUCGCUCUUUGUCUCUCUCUCUCUCUCUACUUUUCAUUUCUCAUCGCAGCCUGUGUUUUUAGAGAAACCCUAGGGAGAAAAAAUUAGAAAAAAAAACAGGAGAAGCACGAGGGGAGGGUCGUCGGUGGAGGGCUGGGAUUUGUUUGAGGGGGCUUCGAUCUGUUGAUUUUGGCUAGGGAUUUUGUGAAAUCCGAGGUUGGAAAUGUCGUCGCUCAGCAGAGAAUUGGUGUUCUUAAUUCUUCAGUUCCUCGAGGAAGAGAAAUUCAAGGAGUCUGUUCACAAGCUUGAGCAAGAAUCGGGUUUUUUCUUUAACAUGAAAUAUUUCGAGGAGAAAGUACAUGCCGGUGAGUGGGAUGAAGUUGAGAAGUACUUGUCUGGAUUUACUAAAGUUGACGACAAUAGAUACUCUAUGAAGAUAUUUUUUGAAAUAAGAAAGCAGAAGUAUCUUGAAGCUCUUGACCGGCAAGACAAAGCAAAGGCAGUUGAGAUUCUGGUCAAUGACUUGAAAGUGUUUUCAACAUUUAAUGAAGAUCUAUACAAGGAAAUUACUCAGCUAUUAACACUUGGCAAUUUCAGGGAAAAUGAGCAACUUUCUAAAUAUGGCGACACAAAGACUGCUCGUAGCAUAAUGUUGAUAGAGCUGAAAAAGUUAAUUGAAGCUAAUCCUCUUUUCCGUGAAAAGCUCGUCUUUCCUACUUUGAAGUCAUCUAGAUUGAGAACCCUUAUUAAUCAAAGUCUGAAUUGGCAACACCAAUUGUGUAAGAAUCCAAGGCCAAACCCAGACAUUAAAACCUUAUUCACUGACCAUUCAUGCACUCCCCCAAAUGGGGCUCUUGCACCUACUCCUGUUAAUCUUCCCACAGCUGCAGUUGCAAAGCCUGCUGCCUACACUUCACUUGGAGCACAUGGGCCCUUCCCACCUACUGCUGCAGCUGCCAAUGCUAAUGCUCUAGCUGGUUGGAUGGCAAAUGCUGCAUCUUCAUCCGUUCAAGCAGCUGUUGUUACAGCAUCUUCAUUACCUGUCCCACCUAAUCAAGUUUCAAUUUUGAAGCGCCCAAUCACUCCUCCAGCAACGCUGGGUAUGGUUGAGUAUCAGAAUGCUGAUCAUGAACAAUUGAUGAAGCGUUUGCGUCCUGCGCAGUCAGUUGAGGAAGUUACAUAUCCUACAGUUCGUCAACAAGCAUCGUGGUCCCUGGAUGACUUGCCUAGAACUGCUGCUUUUACUUUGCACCAGGGAUCUGCUGUAACAAGCUUGGACUUUCAUCCAUCACACCAUACAUUACUUCUUGUGGGCUGCAGUAAUGGCGAGAUAACACUUUGGGAGGCUGGAAUAAGAGAGAAGUUGUGUUCAAAGCCGUUUAAGAUUUGGGAUAUACAAGCUUGUACAUUAACUUUCCAGGCUUCUGCUGCCAAGGAUGCACCAUUUUCUGUGAGCCGAGUUACCUGGAGCCCAGAUGGGACAUUUUGUGGAGCUGCAUUUUCCAAGCAUUUAAUUCAUUUGUAUGCAUAUGCCGGACCAAAUGAUUUACGCCAGCACUUGGAGAUCGAUGCUCAUGCAGGAGGAGUGAAUGACAUUGCUUUUGCUCACCCAAAUAAACAGCUUUGUGUUGUGACUUGUGGGGAUGACAAGUUGAUAAAGGUGUGGGAUUUAAAUGGAAGAAAACUAUUCAAUUUUGAAGGCCAUGAAGCACCCGUUUAUUCAAUAUGUCCUCAUCAGAAAGAGAAUAUACAGUUUAUUUUCUCUACUGCUGUUGAUGGGAAAAUCAAAGCUUGGCUUUAUGAUAAUAUGGGAUCAAGAGUUGACUAUGAUGCUCCUGGGCAUUGGUGUACCACUAUGCUAUAUAGUGCAGAUGGAAGCAGGUUAUUCUCUUGUGGAACAGGCAAAGAUGGCGACUCUUUUCUGGUGGAAUGGAAUGAAAGUGAAGGCGCAAUAAAGAGAACUUAUACUGGGUUCAGAAAGAAGUCAGCUGGUGUUGUGCAGUUUGACACAACUCAAAAUCACUUUCUGGCUGUAGGUGAAGAUAGCCAAAUAAAGUUUUGGGACAUGGAUAAUAUCAACAUACUUGCGACUACAGAUGCAGAGGGUGGUCUACCGAGUCUUCCCCGCUUGAGAUUUAAUAAAGAAGGGAAUCUGCUUGCUGUCACUACUGCUGACAAUGGAAUUAAGAUAUUAGCAAAUGCCACUGGCAUGAGAUCCUUAAGAACAGUUGAAACACAACCUUUUGAAGCAUUAAGAUCCCCACUGGAAGCAGGAGCAAUUAAGGUGUCUGGAGCUUCAGUUGCAAAUGUUGCUCCUGUAAGUUGUAAAGUGGAAAGAAGCUCUCCUGUCAGGCCAUCUCCCAUCCUUAAUGGUGUAGAUCCCAUGGCUAGAAGCAUUGAAAAGCCAAGAGCUUUGGAUGAUGUUAAUGAUAAGAUGAAACCUUGGCAGUUAACUGAAAUUGUUGACCCCGUCCAGUGCCGCAUGGUUACCAUGCCGGAUAGUGCUGAUGCUACUAACAAGGUUGCUCGCCUUCUUUAUACAAAUUCUGGUGUUGGCGUAUUGGCCCUUGGAUCGAAUGGUAUCCAGAAGCUGUGGAAGUGGAUCCGCAAUGAGCAAAAUCCUAGUGGAAAGGCCACUGCCAGUGUUAUUCCGCAACAUUGGCAACCAAACAGUGGUCUUCUUAUGACUAAUGACAUCUCAGGUGUCAACCUUGAGGAAGCUGUUCCAUGCAUUGCUCUAUCAAAGAAUGACUCUUAUGUAAUGUCAGCUGCCGGUGGAAAGGUUUCAUUGUUCAAUAUGAUGACAUUUAAGGUUAUGACCACAUUUAUGCCACCACCACCGGCUUCCACUUUCUUGGCAUUCCACCCACAAGAUAACAACAUAAUAGCAAUUGGAAUGGAGGAUUCAACAAUCCAUAUCUACAAUGUUAGGGUUGAUGAGGUGAAAUCCAAACUGAAAGGCCACCAGAAGCGCAUUACUGGAUUAGCAUUUUCCACCAACCUCAACAUAUUGGUUUCAUCUGGGGCUGAUGCUCAACUUUGCAUCUGGAGCAUCGAUACGUGGGAAAAGAGAAAGUCGGUUCCGAUACAACUGCCCGCGGGUAAAGCACCUAGUGGUGACACUCGAGUGCAGUUCCAUUCUGACCAAGUUCGCUUGCUUGUAGCCCAUGAGACACAGUUAGCAAUAUAUGAAGCCUCCAAGAUGGAACGCAUUCGCCAGUGGGUACCCCAAGACACCCUUUCCGCGCCAAUAUCAUGUGCAGCAUACUCCUGCAACAGUCAGCUUGUUUUUGCUUCCUUUUGUGAUGGUAACAUUGGAAUCUUCGAUGCUGAUACCCUAAGAUUAAGAUGCCGUGUCGCCCCAUCUGCGUAUUUGUCCCAAGCAGUAUUAAACGGGAGCCAAGCUGUAUACCCGGUGGUUGUGGCAGCACACCCUCAAGAGCCCAACCAGUUUGCCGUUGGGUUAACAGAUGGGUCCGUUAAAGUGAUAGAACCCACAGAAUCCGAAAGCAAGUGGGGAGUAUCUCCUCCUGCUGACAAUGGACUAUUAAACGGCAGGCCUGGUUCAUCAUCCACCGCAAGCAACCAUGCACCAGAUCAGGUCCAAAGAUGAAUUUUAUUAUGCGUCUCUAUCUACAGUUGUCAUGUGUAUUUUAUCAGUGUAGAUUGUAGGUAUUCAGUGGCGCUUGUGUUUCUCGUCAAAUCGAGAAUUGACACGGCUAGAAAGAUUCAUGUUGUGUGCAAUGCCUGUUCUUUACCAUGUGUAUCUUUCGACAUUCUGAUAUUAAUUUAUGUAAACUUUUUCAUCUC